UAUUUGCUCUUUCUGUCAGUCUAACGCUCCACAUUCGGAGACAAGGGACCCGACACGUCCCAGUGCCAAGCUUCCUACGAAAGGUUGGUGGACCAAAACAGUGAAAAGCUGCGAAGAGAAACGUAAGACCUUGAGAAGAGAGCAAGGGCAGACUAUUGCCCCACCAGUUGUCUCUGAGGUCCCAACCCUUAGAAAGGAUGGAGAACGCGCACACCAAAGGGACGGAGGAAUGCCUGGCGUACUUUGGCGUGAAUCAGGUCACCGGUCUCACUCCUGAUCAGUUUAAGAAGAACCUGGCCAAGUAUGGCCACAAUGAGCUCCCAGCUGAGGAGGGGAAGAGCGUCUGGGAACUGAUUGUUGAGCAGUUCGAGGAUCUUCUGGUCAGGAUUCUGUUGCUGGCUGCCUGCAUCUCCUUCGUGCUGGCCUGGUUUGAGGAAGGUGAAGAGACCGUCACUGCCUUCGUGGAGCCCUUGGUCAUCCUCCUCAUCCUCAUCGCUAACGCAGUGGUCGGAGUGUGGCAGGAGCGUAAUGCAGAGGACGCCAUCGAGGCUCUGAAGGAGUAUGAGCCAGAGAUGGGCAAAGUGUACCGCUCAGACAGGCAGAGCGUCCAGAUGAUCAAGGCCAGACUGAUCGUCCCUGGCGACAUCGUGGAAGUGUCUGUUGGUGACAAAGUACCCGCUGACAUCAGGCUUGUGGCCAUCAGAUCCACCACCCUGCGCGUGGACCAGUCCAUCCUGACUGGUGAGUCCGUCAGUGUGAUCAAGCACACAGAAGCUGUGCCCGACCCCAGAGCCGUGAACCAGGACAAGAAGAACAUGCUGUUCUCUGGCACCAACAUUGCUUCAGGCAAGGCUAUCGGCAUUGCCGUGGCCACCGGAGUGGGCACAGAGAUUGGUAAGAUCCGUGACCAGAUGGCGGCGACAGAGCAGGAGAAGACUCCACUGCAGGCCAAGCUGGACGAGUUCGGAGAGCAGCUGUCCAAGGUGAUCACUCUGAUCUGCAUCGCCGUGUGGAUGAUCAACAUCGGCCACUUCAACGACCCUGUCCAUGGUGGCUCCUGGAUCCGCGGCGCCGUCUACUACUUCAAGAUCGCCGUGGCGCUGGCCGUGGCUGCCAUCCCUGAGGGUCUGCCUGCCGUCAUCACCACCUGCCUGGCCCUGGGCACACGCCGCAUGGCCAAGAAGAACGCCAUCGUCCGGUCCCUGCCCUCCGUGGAGACCCUGGGCUGCACCUCUGUCAUCUGCUCCGACAAGACCGGCACCCUCACCACCAACCAGAUGUGUGUGACCAAGAUGUUCAUUAUCAAGACUGUGGACGGAGACCAUGUUGACCUGAACGCCUUCGAUAUCUCUGGCUCCAAGUACACCCCCGAAGGAGAGGUGUAAUUCCCAGGAGGUGCUAAGACUAACUGCAGUGCCUAUGAUGGCCUGGUGGAGCUGUCCACCAUCUGUGCUCUGUGCAACGACUCAUCUCUGGACUACAACGAGACCAAGAAGAUCUAUGAGAAGGUGGGUGAGGCUACUGAGACCGCCUUGUCCUGCCUGGUGGAGAAGAUGAACGUGUUCAACUACGUCUCCAACCUGACCAAGAUCGAGAGAGCUAACGCCUGCUGUACUGUGGUGAAGCAGCUGAUGAAGAAGGAGUUCACCCUGGAGUUCUCCAGAGACAGGAAGUCCAUGUCUGUGUACUGCACCCCCAUGAAGGGAGAGGGCGGUGCCAAGAUGUUUGUGAAGGGAGCCCCUGAGGGUGUGAUUGAGAGAUGCGCCUACGUCCGUGUUGGCACCACCCGCGUGCCCCUGACUGGCCCCGUCAAGGACAAGAUUAUGACCGUGAUCAAGGAGUGGGGAACCGGCCGCGACACCCUGCGCUGCCUGGCCCUUGCCACCCGUGACACUCCCCUGAAGGUGGAGGAGAUGGUCCUAGAGGACGCCACCAAGUUCGCUGACUACGAGACUGACCUGACCUUCGUGGGCUGUGUGGGCAUGCUGGACCCUCCCCGCAAGGAGGUGGUGGGCUCAAUCCAGCUGUGCAGAGAUGCUGGCAUCCGUGUCAUCAUGAUCACUGGCGACAACAAGGGCACAGCCGUGGCUAUCUGCCGUCGCAUUGGCAUCUUCAGUGAGGACGAGGAUGUGACCGGCAAGGCCUUCACCGGACGUGAGUUUGAUGACCUUCCCUCCUCCGAGCAGGUCGAAGCCGUAAGGAACGCCAGCUGCUACGCCCGCGUGGAGCCCUCCCACAAGUCCAAGAUCGUUGAGUUCCUGCAGGGCAUGGACGAGAUUACCGCCAUGACUGGUGAUGGAGUGAAUGAUGCCCCGCUCUGAAGAAGGCAGAGAUUCAUCGCCAUGGGCUCUGGCACUGCCGUUGCCAAGUCAGCCUCUGAGAUGGUCCUGGCUGAUGACAACUUCUCCUCCAUUGUGGCUGCUGUUGAGGAGGGCAGAGCCAUCUACAACAACAUGAAGCAGUUCAUCCGCUACCUCAUUUCCUCCAACGUGGGCGAGGUUAUCUUCCUGACGGCUGCGCUGGGUCUUCCUGAGGCUCUGAUCCCCGUCCAGCUGCUGUGGGUGAACCUGGUGACAGACGGCCUCCCCGCCACCGCCCUGGGCUUCAACCCCCCCGACCUGGACAUCAUGGGCAGGAGGCCCCGUUCCCCCAAGGAGUCCCUCAUCUCCGGCUGGCUGUUCUUCAGAUACAUGGUCAUCGGAGGAUACGUUGGAGCUGCCACAGUUGCAGCUGCAGCCUGGUGGUUCAUGUAUGACCCCACCGGCCCUGGAGUCACCUACCACCAGCUGUCCCACUUCAUGCAGUGCUGUGAUGAGAACGAGGACUUCGCUGGCAUCAACUGCCACAUCUUUGAGGCCGCUCCGCCCAUGACCAUGGCCCUGUCCGUGCUGGUCACCAUUGAGAUGUCCAACGCCCUCAACAGCUUGUCUGAGAACCAGUCUCUGCUGCGCAUGCCCCCCUGAGCAACCUGUGGCUGCUGGAGCCAUGGCUCUGUCAUGUCCCUUCACUUUGUGAUCAUCUAUGUGGACACAUGCCCGUGAAUGAUCUUCAAGCUCACUCACCUGGGUGUGGAGCAGUGGUUGAUGGUGCUGAAACUCUUUCCUGUCAUCCUCAUUGAUGAGGUGCUGAAGUUCGUCGCCCGCAACUACCUGGAGCCUACAGCUGCAAUUUAGGAAUGUAGAAGAGGAAAGGAGCGAAUUUAAGAACGAGAAAGAGAGCGAGAGAGAAGAGAGGCGAAGGAGGAGAAGAAAAGAGGAAGAUCACAACCAAUGGGAGGGCUCUUGUGAGCCAACCAAUAGAAGAGAGAGGACAAACACAGGAAAAUCAAGAAAAAAACAAUAAAACAUCCAAAAAUCUACAUAAAAACUGCCUCUGUAUAAUGAGUUUAAAAUGGAAGGGGAGAGGAUCUGCCUCACCUGUAUUAGAGUAUUUAAGAUUUUAUUCUAAGAAAUAAAGUAUGUAUUAAAAGUGA
Osmerus eperlanus (European smelt) is the source of this 3472-nucleotide messenger RNA. It is a transcript of the gene atp2a1l, whose product is annotated as ATPase sarcoplasmic/endoplasmic reticulum Ca2+ transporting 1, like. Lineage: Eukaryota; Metazoa; Chordata; Actinopteri; Osmeriformes; Osmeridae. Gene Ontology annotation, biological process: intracellular calcium ion homeostasis; calcium ion transmembrane transport. The record is from RefSeq and is a predicted model, not a curated record. Gene Ontology annotation, molecular function: ATP hydrolysis activity; P-type calcium transporter activity; ATP binding. Gene Ontology annotation, cellular component: membrane.